GGGGCUGCGUGGUCGGUGAGUUUGUCUCCGGUACCACAGGGACCCUGGCACCGGGCAGGACGUGGCGGCAUUGGGGUCUUAUUGAUCCCGGUUGGCUGUCAGUGUUUGUAGGAUCGUGAAGGAGGGCUACCAGCUCCGCCGAGGUGACGUCGACUGCGCCUCGUCCGGUUCUCCUGUGGAUGUCUGCGAGGAAUGUGUGUUUGUGCUCCUCGGUAGGGAGAAGUAAAAUGUGAGGUCGGAAAUGCUCGUCAGGGGUGGAUGAGAGGAAAAGGGGGAGGCACCCCUGUUAGCACCGCGGUGUCAAGUUAAUCACAGCGCGGUGCAGUUUCAGACAUAUUUGUCCAGCGAAGGAGUCAUCAUCCUCGGAUCAGCUCCAGCCGCCGCUUCGGGCUAAAUUAUGACUACGUGUUGUUGUCACGGAUUGAUCAACGCGUGAGGUGAGCUGUGACUGCCCCCUUCCUUUGUCUCUCCGUGCACCUGCAUGUACUGUGGGCAGCCCCGGCCCGUCGGAGAGGUGCUGUGCGCAGAGACUGUACUGCACUACGAGCACCAAUGGCUUCUGGCCCUUCAUGUCCCCCUGUUGGCCGCAGGCUCAGGCUGAAGGAGCUGCUAUUCGGGCCUCUGUUGGUCUUGCUGGUUUCUGGGUUGCAACCGGUUCUGUGUCAGAAGGUCUACACGAACACAUGGGCUGUCCACAUACCUGGAGGACAGGAGGAAGCUGAUGUAAUCGCAAAUAAACAUGGGUUCAUGAAUCACGGACAUGUAUUUGGUGAUUAUUAUCACUUCCGGCAUCGUACAGUGGUGAAGAGGUCCUUGUCUGAUCACAGAGGGACACAAGUCCGUCUUGAAAGAGAUCCCAAGGUGACUUGGGCUGAACAACAAGUGUCAAAACGGAGGAAAAAGAGGGAUGUUUUCGAAGAACCAUCAGAUCCCAAGUUCAGAGACCAGUGGUACCUUUACAACAGCAACCGCCGUGACCUGAAUGCCAAAUCUGCGUGGCAGUUGGGCUACACAGGUAAAGGAGUGGUGGUGUCCAUCCUGGAUGAUGGAAUAGAGAAGAACCAUCCUGACUUAAUGCAGAAUUACGACCCGGAUGCCAGCUACGACGUGAAUGAUGGUGACCCAGAUCCACAGCCUCGAUACACACAGCUUAAUGACAACAGGCAUGGAACACGAUGUGCAGGAGAGGUGGCAGCAGUAGCCAACAACGGGAUCUGCGGAGUCGGUGUGGCAUACAAUGCCAAGAUUGGAGGUGUGCGUAUGCUGGACGGGGAGGUGACCGACAUGGUGGAGGCCCAGUCCCUCAGUUUGAAUCCCCAACACAUCGACAUCUACAGCGCCAGCUGGGGCCCGGAGGAUGACGGCAAAACUGUGGACGGACCUGCCAAACUUGCUAAAGAAGCUUUUCUGCGUGGAGUCACAGAGGGCCGUAAUGGUUUGGGCUCCAUCUUUGUGUGGGCUUCUGGGAACGGAGGCAGGGAACUGGACAGCUGUAACUGCGACGGCUACACCAACAGCAUCUACACGCUGUCCAUCAGCAGCUCCACCCAGAACGGGAACGUCCCCUGGUACAGCGAGGCCUGCUCCUCCACCCUGGCCACCACCUAUAGCUCCGGAAACCCUAAGGAGAAACAGAUAGUGACUACAGACCUCAAAUCAAAAUGCACAGACUCCCACACAGGCACCUCCGCCUCAGCCCCACUUGCUGCUGGGAUCAUCGCUCUUGCCCUUGAGGCCAAUAAAAAUCUGACCUGGAGGGACAUGCAACAUCUGGUUGUACGAACUUCUCACCCUGCCCACCUGCUCACCAACGACUGGAGAACCAAUGGGGUUGGACGCAAAGUAAGCCAUUCGUAUGGAUACGGUCUACUUGAUGCCAGUGCAAUCGUAGCGCUGGCAGAAAACUGGACCAAUGUGAGGCCACAACGGAAAUGUGUGAUCACCAUGGUCAGUGAGCCAAGGAACAUUGGCAGCCAUUUGUCGAUUAACAUGAGCGUGGAAGCCUGCAAGGGAACAGACACUCACGUGACCUCGUUAGAGCACGUUCAGGCCCGGCUCACACUAUCCUACAACCGCAGGGGAAACCUGGCCAUCCACCUCAUUAGUCCUGCCGGCACACGCUCCACUCUGCUUCACCCCAGGCCUCAUGACUACUCAUCAGAGGGGUUUAACGACUGGGCUUUCAUGACCACCCACUCCUGGGACGAGAAACCCACCGGGGCCUGGACUCUGGAGAUUGAGAACGUGGCGGGGGCCAGUGAUUAUGGCACUCUGACCCAGUUCAUCCUGGUGCUGUAUGGCACCGACUCAGCAUCUACCAGCUCCUCUGAAAAGGCUCAGAUGGGCAAUGACAACUGUAAAACCUUGGACCUUAGGCAGAUAUGCAUCGAGUGCAAUGCCGGAUACUACCUCUUUCAGCAGGGCUGUGUGAAAGAAUGUACCGCAGGCUUCUCGGGGGGCUCUCAGCCUGUCAACUACACCGUGGGAAACUUUCUUCCACCGGUGUCCAUCCCUGCCUGCCUGCCCUGCCCACCGCCUUGCCUGACCUGCAGCAGCCUCAGCCCGCAGGCCUGCAUCUCCUGCCCCCCCCACAGCUCCCUGGACUCCUCGGGCACCUGCGUGCACCUCAACCAGUACAUGCGCGAGUCCCCCAACAGCUUCAUGGCGGGCCAGGGGAAACCGGGAGUGCAGCUCCAGCUCAGUUCGCGUCUGCCCAUCACCGUGGCCGUCCUCAGCUGCAUGGCCAUCAUCGCCACCUUCGCCGGCACCUUCCUGCUGCUGCAGCUGCGCUCGGGCGCUCUCAUCAAGCUGCCCUCUCUGGAGGCCGGCCGUGGCCUCGGGGGAGGCUUCAGCCUCGGGGGAAAUAGGGUUGUGUCGUACCGCGGGAUCCCGACAGUGUGGGGGGAUGAUGGGAUAAAUACGGACUCUGACAACGAAGAGUUCGACUUCCACAAUGAGAGGACUGCCUUUAUUAAAACACAAAGUGCUCUUUAAUGCCUCCCCCACAUCCCUCCCUCUCUCCCGCUUUUAAGAGUCUUCUCACUUUCAUUUGUGUGAUAAUUCAUGGCUGUGGUGACUGCCCUCGACCAGCCUUUUCUGGCAUUAUCUCUCACCCCUUUUCCCCUGUCUCUGUCUUACCGGGUCUCUUCUUAGUCCUGCUUCAGGAUGUACUGCAGGAGACCUGAUGAGAAUCCGCUGUCUCUCUGAGCUCGGGGAUGGCUGAGCUUUGCUCUGUUCAUACUUGGGCGCUUUUCUAUUAAACUGGCUCUCUCCCUCCUCUUGCCCUCAAUCACUAACAAUGUAUGUCCAUGCAGAGUCCAUUUCCCCCUCCAGCUCCUUUUUGUUAUAGUAAACAAAUGAUUAUUAUUUCCCCUCUCUCUCCAUCAGUCUCAGUGCAGUAGCCAGACGAGAUUGGGGUGUGUGUGUGUGUGUGUGUGUGUGUGUGUGUGUGUGUGUGUGUGUGUGUGUGUGUGUGUGUGUGUGUGUGUGUGUGUGUGUGUGUGUGUGUGUGUGUGUGUGUGUGUGUGUGUGUGUGUGUGUGUGUGUGUGUGUGUGUGUGUGUGUGUGUGUGUGUGUGUGUGUGUGUGUGGAACAGAGUACUGCCCUUUAUAGAGAAGCUGAAGCUGGUCCUGUCGCAUUCAGUACUUUAACCGAAAGUGGUAGCCAAAAAGUGUAUUACGAGGCAUAACAUGGGAUUAGGAAACAUUGAUUCUAUCUGAAGCACCAUUUAGUGACAUCAACGUCCAAUAGCUGAUCAUGAAAGCACCACUUAUCUGUAGCAAGUCACGGUGUAUUUUUAUAAUGCAAAAAUCAGAAGCAUAAUAGUUGACAAGUUAAUGUUAAUGAUUUUUAAUCCUGUGCCAGCACUCAGAGAGGGACACAGACUAAGAGCCUCUUGGCCGUCUUUCUCUUUAUGAACAGACGAUGUAAAUAAAACAUCCAUCUUGCACACUUUAAAAAAAUGUAAACAUAUUAUGCUAUUGUUGAAGGAGUAAGGGAGGCUUUAAUUCUCCUGUUGAACACAAAGUCUGGAAAGAUCUCUCUCGCAGAACAAACCGACUCGCACCACUAGCAAAGCUUCUUUCAGCCUUUAGGGAAGAUGGACUCAGUUUAUCCCGGUUCCAAAACCAUAUAUUCACCUCUCCAACCACCACCAAGUGGAAGGGAAUCAAGACUAAGAUGAAAACAAUAAACCACACAGUCCACUCGAUCAACCCGGAGGCACAAUGGCUUCCAGGGAUAUUUAAUUUCUGCGUUUGAAGUGCUCACAUCCUGGGGCGGAGAAAGAAGCAGCCGAGGCGCUGAUGGGAACAGGAACAGUGUGUGAUGCCGAGCACAACAGCUUCUCAAAGGCAGCUGUUGAGUUACCUGUGAUUGACUUCUUGACAACAGACUCAACAAAACAUAAAGGCUUUUCCUUUCUGCAGAGCACAUUAGCACUACAAUCGUAUAUUAGACACUGUGUGUGUGUGUGUGUGUGUGUGUGUGUGUGUGUGUGUGUGUGUGUGUGUGUGUGUGUGUGUGUGUGUGUGUGUGUGUGUGUGUGUGUGUGUGUGUGUGUGUGUGUGUGUGUGUGUGUGUGUGUGUGUGUGUGUGUGUGUGUGUGUGUGUGUGUGUGUGUGUGUGUGCGCCCUCUAAAGUGAAGGUUUCCUUUUCUCCUUCGCUUUAGUCUCCGCUUUCUUCUUCAAAUCUUGAAUGCUGUUCAGAUAUCGUGCGUGGAGACUCCACAUCUCAUCAGCGACUCUGCACUUACCCUCCAGUGUUCAUCUAAUCUGAAAUUCAGAUUAUCUCUUCAGCGUACUUGCCAAUUAAUUAUAUUCUGAAUGAUACUGCAGCAACUAUUUAUUCGGAGGGGUUAUUAAUCAUACCUUUAGGGAUUCUUUUUUUUAAAAAGUAAAUCCUUUUUCUCGCGGGCUGGUUAUCAUCUAAAAUGUGCAUCUCACAAUUUAGCCAUUUUGAAUACACAGCCCGCUGUUUCUACCAUGUUGAAAUUAUUAUUAUUCUUUUCAUUUCCAGCACAAAAAACGGCUCGCCGAGAGAGGUUGUCAUGGUGAUGACAUGCAUUCAAAACUGCAGCUCGUCAUCCUCUUUUUCCUUUUUUUUAUCUACCUCUCAUAUCAUCUGGUGAGGUUUCACAAGCUGUUAAAGGAGCUGUUAAAUGAUUUUAGAGGUCGAAUUACAUGUAGGUCAGUUUUGAAAAGGCUUGUCAGGAAAGAUUUAGGAGAAUAGGCACCCAAGUCAAAUUUAUGUAUUUGAAGAGAAAGAGGCAAUUGCGAUUCAGAAACUGUAAGGCCGCUGUGCAAAUGUUAGCCCGCUAUCUCUUGUGAAAUGUAUUGCCUUUAGGAUCAGCAUUCAUGGGCAGCCACUCCUGGGCUGUAAAAGUUGUUAUUGGAUAUAAAACGAGGUAGAAAGAUUGUCCAUAGAUCUUGUUGGCUGGCGUUUGAGUGCUAAAUCAUUUUUCAAAUUGUUAGGGGCGUUUGUUUUCCACAUCUCUCAUGCUAAAUUUGAACUGCAUUUUGUUCCUGUCACUGACAAUCAAAUAAUUUCCUUGUUUCCAGGGUGAGAAGGUGCACCAGCACACCAAACUAAUUGAUUCAAUUUAACCACUUUUGUUGGAAAUGCUUGUUUCAGAAGGAAUCAUUCAUAAUAACAAUAAUAUUCAGAGCUGGAUGUAAAUUGUAAAUGUAAAAGCGUGUUCGGAGAGGGAAAGAAAGAAAAACAUUAGAGAAUAAAGAGUUUUAAACCCCCCCACAUCCUGUCUCAAAGCAUGGAGAAAGAUUGGUAUGUUUGCUCUGAAACACAGCGCUGAGCCAGGGAGCUUAAUUCAUCUCUGAUGGCUGGUGCAGGUGUACUGCUUAUCGCUGCGGUUUCAGCCAGGAAACACUAAACAGGAUCGGAAACCAGCCUGAGAAAGUAGAUUCGAAGAAAGUGCCGUCAAAAAGAACAAAGCUGAUGUAGCUGCAGAAUAACGAGUGUGUUUGGCAUAGCUCUGUAUGAUGUACAUUAGUGCCUACUGCCAUUUAGGCUUCGAUUAGCCCCAGUUUAAGGUGUUGCUCAUUUCAAAAAUGUAAUAAAUACAGCCUCAGACUCCUGCAGCAACAUCUUAUUGACUUCCCAGCUUGGUGUGAAGUUCGUAAACAACAUUUAAUGGGCUCACCUGGCACCAACAUGGCUUCCAUAAAAUAUUUUUCUUAAACUCUAAUAGUGGGCUUCUUUAGAGGAACUAUAAUGUGGGACUCUGAACAAUGCAAUUAGUAUCGAUGCUCAAGCUAUCAACGUCGUGCAUCUCCCCUUUCAAAUGAUUCCUAUUGCUUCAAGGAAGAAUAAAGUUUCUCCCAGAAUGCAACGUUUGGGCGGGUGUUCAGGCAGUCCUCGUGUCCCCUUGAGUGCACACAAAGUGAUUUAUUCAUCUUUUCUUGAUGUUGUAUCCACUACAGCUUGAAAACUCAGAAAACUUUAAACUGAUGAACUCGAAGCCUUGUGCAUUCAAGUGUUCAUCUUUGAGGGAAAUCAUGAAUGCGGACAGCAUUAAGUAGGUAGUGCUUCCAAAACACACCAUUAGAAGCCAGCUCACAACUUUUACUGCUAAAACGGGAUGGAAACCGCAUACUAAGAAAAGAAAAAGGUCUCUAAUUGUGCCAGAAAGCAGCUCAUCAUUAAAAGGCUGCCACUCCACCGUCACUAAGGUGUAAAGCCUUUUAAUGUAUAAAGUAACAGGAAUCUGCUCGUUACAGAUUGUCUCGUCUGGCUAUAAGGGAUGAUGGGUUUUUUUUCUUUUUGCAGCUGAUCAUUUUCAUGCAAAGCGCGAUGUUGCUUCAGUCCUGCCUUAGGAUGUAGUCUGAAGUGAUCAAUAUGAAGUCGGAUGGGGUUUAAUAGGAGCAAUAUCUUUGGCAUAACCAAAGACAAUCAUUUUUAUGCUGUCUGUUUAGAGUUACAACGUGUUGCUUUCAGGUUGUCACGGUCCAUCGAGCCCCUUCACCCGUGUUCAAAGUGUUUUUGUUGAUCUGUCACCUCUGUUUUUAUGAUUUGAAGAUGUGCUGUGACACUUUGUAUGUUCAGCAGCUGUGGAGGGAGGAGGUAGAAUGUAUCCCAUCCCCAUUAACUUAAGGGCUCAAUCAGAUCUACGUCUGUGUGUACACAUGCUUGAUUAAGUAUAAAUGAAACACUUCGUGAUGGAGGAGGCGGCGGCCCGGUUGACCUCCUCCCGCCUCUCGGUGAGGUUCCUGGCCUGUGGCUGCACACAGUACCUGACGGAUUUGUGACCUAUGAAUAAUGUACAAGAAUGACUAUCUUACAUGAGACAUAACUCUAAAAUAAGGCCUAUUUUUGUACUAUAUGAACGGUGCAGUGUAAUUUUCUUGUAAUUUAAAGAUUUUUUCGCUCUUGUUUUUCUUCUUUUUAUUUAAUUGAUGUCAAUUAUAGAUUCUACUAAAAAAUUAAAGAUCUAUGCAAAUUUCAA
Eleginops maclovinus (Patagonian blennie) is the source of this 7459-nucleotide messenger RNA. It is a transcript of the gene furina, whose product is annotated as furin (paired basic amino acid cleaving enzyme) a. Bases 553 to 2994 code for a protein of 813 amino acids. Gene Ontology annotation, biological process: peptide hormone processing. Gene Ontology annotation, molecular function: serine-type endopeptidase activity. The record is from RefSeq and is a predicted model, not a curated record. NCBI's taxonomy places the organism in Eukaryota, Metazoa, Chordata, Actinopteri, Perciformes, Eleginopidae. The transcript has 16 exons. Gene Ontology annotation, cellular component: Golgi membrane; trans-Golgi network.